CGUAUUCGAAAUAAAACAAACAUUUGUUUUUUGUGAACCUUAAAGAUGGUAUAUCACAAAUCGAUCGGUUCCUCAAUUAUUUACACUCCUUUUGGGAUCUUGGAGCUACUUUGUGGCCGGCCGUGCUUCCAUCCUGUUCAUCCCAGCGCAGCCCAUCCCUCUCUCGGCUCGGUGGGCGUGGUAUGAGUUGGGAAAACAAACUGCAGACACUCUACGAUACUUCCUCACCCUGCAUCAGUUGAGUUUCCCCGCGGCUCCUCGUCAGCUGGGCCGUGCGUAAAUCCCCAAGAGUCGAGUUGCGCCUUUCUAUCUUUCCUCCCCAAGUGUGGCUUUGCGGGGCGGUCGUUGCGCAGGUUCCACCAGGAACGACUGGCAACGUCCCCGAACAGCACUACUUUGAUUUGUAUCAAAUGGAGCGAGCGGACUGCACCAGCACUGAGAGCCAAACGCCGACAGCACUUUGAACAGACAAGCGAUCAGGAGCCGUCAUGUUCUAGUGACAGACGGCAGUUGUAGAGCAAGAAGAGACAGCACACCCUGGCAAAUAUGAGCGGCGGUGAAAUCAUCUUCCAAGGCUGGCUGAGGAAGUCACCUCCGGAGAAAAAGCUGAGGAGAUAUGCAUGGAAGAAACGCUGGUUCAUACUCCGCAGCGGCCGCAUGAGUGGUGACCCUGAUGUUCUCGAGUACUACAAGAACGACCACUCCAAGAAACCCAUCAGGGUCAUCGACCUGCACUGCUGCGAGCAGGUUGACGCCGGCCUGACCUUUAAGAGGAAGGAGUUCCAGGACAGCUUCGUGUUUGACAUCAAGACCUCAGACCGCACUUUUUAUCUCGUAGCUGAGACUGAGGAGGAGAUGAACAAGUGGGUCCGUUCCAUCUGCCAGCUGUGUGGGUUCAACCAGUCAGACGACAACCACGAUGGCAGGUUGCACCAUAUGCCCCGUUCUGUGGGAGCAGAUGUCAGCGGCUCAAUGGCUCCCCUGACCGGAGAUCGCAAGCCGUCGGCCCCCAUCCACUCCAGCCAGCCAGUGCUCUUCACCUUUGAUGUGCCUGUGCGCCACUCACACCACGGCUCCCUGUCCAACAGUGCUCCCCAGGACUACCUCCUCCUCCACCAGUGCAUGAGCAGGAAGACAGAGAGUGCACGGAGUGCCAGUUUCUCCCAGGCCACAAGAAGUAAUCUGUUUAUGGGGAGUGACACUGCGGUGCAGAAACUCUCCCAUGGCUUCUCCCACUGCCUGAACGGCAUGGGUGCUCAGCUGCACGGCUUCUACAGCCUGCCAAAGCCAGGCAAACACCAGUUACCGGGACAUGAGGACUCUGAGGAGGCAUGUUACGUGCUUCCUCGAGGUUUCAGCUCCGAGGCACCGGCUCACAGCGGACUGGGUGAGCCGGACCUGGAGAACGAGGAGCUUUAUACCUUCAAAACGCCCUGCAAUGCACUUGCCACCAUGCACAGCAACGAACGUGCACAUGACAAUUAUGACCUCCCUACAACACCUGGCUCCUUUUACCAGAUCCCUCGGACGUUUGAUAAGAAUCACAAUGCCUUGACACCCUCCAGCUCGGAGUCCUCCUGCGCUCCUCCUCCCAGGCCCCCUAAACCUAGCCAGGGGUCAGAGGGGCCGUUUGGGAGCCCCCACUCAGUAGGGAGCCAGAACGGAGAUGUGACGACUGCAGUGUCGGUUAUCCCUCGCAGGAAUACUCUUCCUGCUGUCGAGAACAUCAGGCUGCACCGAGGCUCCUCGUUUGAAACUAACAGCCAUCACCGUCCCAUUCAUUUCAACAACUCAGGCCAGUCUGUGGAGUCUGUCAAUGAUGGGUUCAGCUCCUACCUGAGAACCAAAGCGCCUCUGACUCGCUCAGACAGCGGCAACUCGGAUGACAACUAUGUGCCCAUGAACCCCGGCUCCUCGCCACUCAGCGCUGCCCAGGCUGACAGUCCUAAGAAUAACUACAUCCCAAUGAGCCCGGGGCCACAUCACUUUGAUUUCCCAGGAUUCUCUGCAACGUUACCUGCCCGUAAGGGGAGCAGCGCCUCCCUGUGUCACCGGCCCAGUCGCCUCAGUGAUGUCACACCACCACCCGUCAACCGCAACCUCAAACCUAACAGGAAAUCGAAGCCAACACCUCUUGAUUUGAAGAACAAUGGGAUCAUUGAUGAGCUGCCAUUUAAGAGCCCAGUCACCAUGUCCUGGACACGGCCCAUGCCUGCAAUGAACUCUAUGUCCUCCCAGCAUUGUCGACCUAUCUCUACACAAAGCAUCACCAGCACUGACUCUGCAGACAGUGAGGAGAAUUAUGUGGCUAUGCAGAACCCAGCGUCUACCUCCCCUGCCGUGAGCGGCACCAGCAGCCCGGCCCUUAGGAAGUGUGGCAACGUGGACUACUUAGCGUUGGACUUCCAGCCUGGAUCACCCAGCCCACACAGAAAACCCUCUACAUCCUCCGUGACCUCUGAUGAGAAGGUGGACUACGUGCAGGUGGAUAAGGAGAAGACCCAGGCGCUGCAGAGCACCAUGCAAGAGUGGACCGAUGUGCGGCAGUCUACUGAACCUGCUAAAGGGGUCAAGUCCUGACACUGACCUGUACAAAACAAUAACAAAGAAAUGAAACAAAAACCCAACCUUAAGUCAAGCAUCACUAGUAUCGCAUUUCUAUCACCAUGAGUUCUGGUUGGGCUUGUUUAAGACUGAAACAUUUGGACAGAAAGCCAUAACCUAUCCUAUGCCUGUUCUCUGUGAUGAUUUUUUACUGCAAUGCACUGCUAACACGCAGGAUAUCAGGCCAUACAGUUGAAGCUCUGCCAAAGCUCUUCAUGCAGACUGUUAUAUAGCGGUCUACGGAUAUUUGAUAAUGUGUAUAAAGAAUGUCAUCCUUACUCAUCAAUCUAUCCUUUAUAAAUGAAGUGUUCCAUCAAAGCUGUCUCACCCUCUGCAAACAGUUUGCAUCUAGCAGGUAAUUUACCCAAUUGCUGCCAUUUUAAAGAGUAGCAGAGGCUAACUGGUCGAUAACCAUAUUAAUAUACUGCGAGAGAACGCUUACUGGUCUCAGGAAUGCCAAGAUGCACUCCAAUUUUGGCAUGCAGGCUGACUCUCUCUUUUCACUUCAAUCUAUCAUUUGUGCUGAGUCUUGCAGAAGCAGUGAAGAGAUUAUUUUCACUGCGGGCAAUCAUUUCAGCUUAGCAGUGCAUGUCUGGUAAGGAGAAGGGGGGGAAAUAUAGCCCUACAAAUACGUAAAGGCCUGUGUCAGAAGCCCUAAUGAUGACUGUAAAAGGCUGUUGCCUGGGUUUCAAUUAGGCAUGUGCCCAAACCAUGUUUAAUAAAAGCUGGCAGGCCAAUUAUUUCAAUGCAGGUACAUAGUCAGUAAUGCACUGAAUGAAAAAGGCAAGACCGGAGAAAAUAAGCAGUCUCUUUGACUUUAGCUGUCAGUUCACUUCAGGUAAUAUUCUAAUGCAUUUUGUUGUAAAUGUGCACUGACCAAGAACAUUAUUGAGUAAGAUGAAGUAAAAGUAAAGCAUUUCCAAUAGUUCAGAUAUCCCCUAUCUUCUCUAUCUCUCCCUAGAGACCAUAAAUACAAGCUGAGCAGAAGGAUAAUAGCUUAUUUCCCCAUAAUUCACAAUCUUUCACUGAUGUAUGUCUCCGGUCUUUGAUAUUCCACACACUACAGAUAUGUCUCUGAAGAGUAAUUGUUUCCUGUAUGUAAAUUAUUAAUAGAAUGACAUAUUUGCAGCACAUCUUGUUGACUGUUUGAUGCACUUGUCUGAGACAAAAGGUGCGCUACAGUAAUGUUACAUUGUGCUUUUCCUGCCACCUGCCACCAUGAAGAUUUGCCAGGGAUCAGUCACUUAAAGAAAAUAGUUUAGGAAAGAAUGUUUUUUUCUUAAUUUCCUAAACUCUUUUAUUUGUUUAAUUUGCCUUACAUUUUCAUUUCAGUUUUGACUGUACAUUUUGCCUUGGAGAAAUUGAAUUGUUCACAAUAUUAUUCAAUUGAGAGCCAUAUUGUAUUUAGGGCAACUGAAUGAUCAGUUGGUAGUUCAACUUAAGUCCAGUAUUUCAUUGUGGGCUGGAACCACUGAAGGGUUAAUAACCUGUUUGAUCUUUUUAUGAAAAGUGUGGCCAAGCAGUGCUGGAUGGUAUUAUUGAUUAUUACAUUAAGAUUCACUUCUUAAUGUUUUUCUACCAUUUUUACUGCUUUUUGUAUUCUUUUUAUCAUCAUUUUUUUACUGAUACGUGUAAAGCAAGUGACAUUAAUGAGGAUGGGGUCAGGCUAAAUUAAGCUAAGUUUGUUACAGUGUUUUUUCUUUUUUUUUAUUCCCAACAUUGAAUUCUUAUGAUCUAUACAUGAAAUGGGGAGGCUGGCAGUUUGAGUUGCACUGGCAGAGGCCUUCCCUGGUGAACUGUGAUUCACAAAGAGCGAAAGCGAGAGAGGAAAACAAAGACUGAAGAAAAGCCUGUCUCCCUGUCAGUCUCUGAAGUGAAAUGGAUGUGUAAUUUAUUAUCUAGAGAUACCCGUUGUAAGCAGAAGAGCUGUGUAUGUGUUGUGGUAGAUUGUGAGUUGUAGUAUGUUAAAUGACAGCCUGAGAUUGAAAACACUGCUCAGAUCUACUGUCAGACUGUCACUGGGUGGACGUACUGUACUUGUAGAGAUCGUUUUUUUUAACCACUGUUAUUGCUACUACUGUAAAGCAUUUGCAGAUUGCUUGUGUGUUAAUUUAUUAAUUUAUUGUGCAUUUUGCAGUCGACACUUAUAAAAAAGAAAGAAAACAACCAAACAAGGAAACCCUCUCUCUACUAACAUUGAUGUAUGCAAACUGUCUUGAUUUUGUGAAGCAAUAUGACAGACGAUGCCAGUGUCAUGGUGAUGUGGUACAGUUCGUUUGGGAUACAACACUGUUAUUCCUGUAUUACGGUAGACCUUAACUGUUGACAUAGAAUAAAUCAAGAAGUGAAAGUUUGGCGUUUUGGUUUCUCUUUAAACAUGAACCAAAACACUGUUUUCUGGCAGCCAAUGAUGCCAUUACUCAUCUCUUACCCAUACAUUCCCAAUUGGUGCUGUCAUGCUCAGAUGUUGAAUGUCUGCUGCCCCCUGUUGUGUAGGACAGCAGCUGCAUUAAUAAAGUACAUUGAUAAAUGGA
Trematomus bernacchii (emerald rockcod) is the source of this 5138-nucleotide messenger RNA. It is a transcript of the gene gab2, whose product is annotated as GRB2-associated binding protein 2. The record is from RefSeq and is a predicted model, not a curated record. The transcript has 10 exons. Bases 547 to 2580 code for a protein of 677 amino acids. Lineage: Eukaryota; Metazoa; Chordata; Actinopteri; Perciformes; Nototheniidae.